AUGUCUCGUCGUCCUCCUCCUCCGCAUUCCUCCUCCUCCUUGCUGCUUGUUUUGUUGGUGUGGGCAGCCGCCGCCACUUCUAGUACUAGUAGUGGUGAAGGAUCUUUGGGUGUGGGGAAAGUAGAUCCAACCCUCAAGUUUGAGAACCCAAGGCUUCGCCAAGCCUACAUUGCCCUCCAAGCUUGGAAGGCCGCUAUCUUCUCGGACCCAUUCAACUUCACCUCCAGCUGGAAUGGCUCGGACGUGUGCUCCUACAUGGGCGUAUUCUGUGCUCCUAAGUCCACCGGUGCACAUGGCCGUGUGGUCGCCGGCAUCGACCUCAACCAUGCUGACAUUGCUGGCUAUCUGCCUCCAGAGCUAGGCCUCCUCUCAGACCUGGCGCUCUUCCACCUCAACUCCAACCGCUUCUGCGGCGUCGUCCCUAGCAGUUUGCGGCGCAUGAAGCUGCUCCAUGAGCUCGACCUCAGCAACAACCGCUUUGUGGGAGACUUCCCCAAAGUAGUGUUCUCCUUGCCUUCCCUCAAGUACUUGGAUCUCCGCUUCAACGAGUUCGAAGGCUCCGUUCCCUCCCAGCUAUUCGACAAGGAUCUGGAUGCCCUUUUCCUCAACGACAACAGGUUCCAAUUUGGCAUCCCUCCCAAUCUCGGCAACUCUCCCGUUUCGGUUCUGGUGUUGGCCAACAACAAUCUCGGGGGUUGCAUUCCUGGUAGCAUUGGUAACAUGGCCAAGACGCUCAACGAGAUCAUCCUCUUGAAUGACAAUCUCACCGGCUGCUUGCCUUCCCAGAUCGGCCUCCUCACCAAUCUCACGGUGUUUGAUGUCAGCUUCAACCGACUUCAAGGACCCCUUCCCCCCACCAUCGGCAAAAACAUGAAGAGCUUGGAGCAGCUGGACGUGGCCCGCAACAGACUCACGGGUGUCAUCCCAGCCAGUAUUUGCCAGCUACCUCGUCUGCACAACUUCACCUAUUCCUUCAACUAUUUCACCGGAGAGGCUCCUGCUUGUGCUGCUAACAAAAAUAAUAUCAAUGGUCGGAAGAACUGCAUUCGUGGUAAGUUGGAUCAGAGAUCUGCAAGGGAAUGUGCUUCGCCAGCUGCACGUCCCGUGGACUGCCGCAAGCUCCAAUGCAGCAGCACUACUAGUCCUGGAGGCGUGGGGGGCAGCGGCGGGGGUUCUAAGAGAAGGCCUCCUCGGGUUUCAACACCCCCACCCCGACUUCAGAUGCCUAAUAGAGCACCUCCUCCUUCCAAUUCUAAUUCCCAUUCCCAUUCCCCUACAAAGCUUCCGCCACCUACUCAAAGAGUUUCACCCAGGACGCAUCUUCCACCUUCUCCCCCUCCAUCUAGUAGUCAUCAUCAUUGGACUUCGACACCACCACCCCCAUCUACCCAAAAUGUGUCACCAACUACUCAUCUAAGACCACCUCCGCCGCCGCUGCCCACGCACUACAACUCCUCUUCUUCCCCACCACCACCGGUACUUUACCAUGCUUCCCCACCUGAUCACUCUAAACAUGAUCUCGUGCCGCCAUCACCUCCAAAUCAUUACUCGUAUGCUUCACCAACACCACCACCGCAACACUCGGCCCCGCCACCUCCACAGCACUCAGCCCAUGUCCCACCUGCUCCGAGCUAUCAUACUUACACAAGUCCACCACCUCCACCUCCACCAACACGUGAGCAGUAUACAAAAGCACCACCUCCUUCCCCCGCACAUGAGCAUUAUCCAUCAAAAGCUCCACCACCACCCGCAAGUACAGGUGGAAGUCCCCCACAUGAUACGCCAUCAGCCCCUUCACCAAGUGAGCCAUCUCAUCCCUUACCUCCACUGCCGCCCACCGGUUGUGUGAUGCCUGCAUCAUCACCACCACCACCAAGCCAUCAUACCUUGCCAUCACCCACAUUUCAAUUUGUACCCCCACCUUCAUCAAGGCAUCACCACUCAACUCCCGAACAACAGCAUUGGCAUCAACCACCACCAUCAUCGCAUCAACAGUUUCCUCCCUCACCCCCAGUCGAUAGCACACCGCUUCCACCAGUUAUAGGAGUGUCAUAUGCGUCUCCUCCUCCCCCUGUAGUUCCCUACUACUAA
This is a messenger RNA of Prunus armeniaca (apricot), 2091 nucleotides long. Lineage: Eukaryota; Viridiplantae; Streptophyta; Magnoliopsida; Rosales; Rosaceae. The record is from the annotation of a GenBank genome assembly.